AUGGAUUCUAUGCGGAGUUUGAACACAUCUCUCCCUGGAACCUCACCUCCAAAGCAGCAAGUUGGAGAAUCACCGGAGCAGCUGCUUCAAGCAUUCAAAUCAGCCGCUCUUGCAGUGACGACAUUAUAUAAAACUGCCGCUGCGAAGCAAAGCAAGGCGAGAGCGGAAGGAUAUCAGGAUGCUUUGGAUGAGCUAUUAUCGUAUUUGGAUAAGGAAAAUAUUGGACUGAGUGAUGGAGAAGGAUGGGGCAUACGGAGAUGGGCUACGGAAAGACUCGACGGGAGAGACUCGAUGAAUCAUAAUGUGGAAAGCGAGGAUGAGGUGGUGGAAAAGAACGACGGACCAUCAUCACCAGUUUUACAAAGAGCACACAGUUCAACUCGACUGAGUCCGAACCCAACGAGAACGAGGGCGGCAUCUCCAACAAGAUCAGAUUCAGCACCACCAAAUAUCCCCACACCACAAUCUCCUGUUGCCGAACCGAUACCAAUAUCAAUUCCUCAACAAAGCCAAUUUACAUUUCGUGCCUCGCACCAAUAUCCUCAGGAAUCGGAGACGAUAAUAUCAGAUCUCGAAAUGUCGGAUAAUAAUCGAACGCAUAAUCACGAUGGAUCAGUAAACACAAGCAAUCCUACAGGAAUAACAAUCUCCCGCCCAUCUCGAGCCGGUUCAAGACACAACAACCAUCCUUCACGGAACAACACACGCACCGCCGCAACAAUAGGAAGAGGAGCCGGACAGAAAAGAAAAAUCAACAUUGGUGAUUUUUUCGAUAUUGGAAACUUAGGGCCUGGCAAGGAUAAUUUUGGUGGGGGUGGGAAACGAGGACGAUUCAUAUGA
Molecule: messenger RNA, 840 nt
Organism: Glarea lozoyensis ATCC 20868
Lineage: Eukaryota; Fungi; Ascomycota; Leotiomycetes; Helotiales; Helotiaceae
Exons: 1
Coding region: 1-840 (279 amino acids)
Source: RefSeq, a predicted model, not a curated record